GCAUGUAGAACAAUAUAUGCUAGCAUGUAUAGUAUUUCUUCAGCCCUUGGCAGUCUAACCUGCAGUGUGCGUGCGUUUUAGAGGAGAAAAAACGAUUACUUUGAUAAUCUUACCAUUUGAAAAAUGAGUCGGUUUUUUGCUACUGGAUCAGACUCUGAGUCUGAUACUGCCUCAGAAGAAGAACAGAUUCAAAAAGCACCAACUGCAGCUUUCACGUUCAGCGAUGAAGAAGAAGAAACAAAAAGAGUUGUACGCUCUACAAAAGAAAAACGAUAUGAAGAAAUUGCUAAUCUGAUCAAACUUAUAAGGAACUAUAAAAAGAUUAAAGAUAUGAGUAGCAUGCUUUCCAGUUUUGAAGACUUGAUGCGUGCUUAUCAGAAGGCAUUGCCUGUAAUAGCAAAAGAAGAAGGUGGUCAGACACCUCGUUUUUAUAUCAGAUGUUUAGUAGAAAUGGAGGAUUUCAUCAAUGAAGUAUGGGAAGAUCGUGAAGGACGUAAAAAUAUGUCAAAAAAUAAUUCAAAAUCAUUGACUUCUUUGCGUCAAAAACUUCGUAAAUAUAAUAAAGACUUUGAGGAAGAUAUAGCCAAAUUUAGAGAAAAUCCAGAUCAGGAUGAUGAUGAAGAGGAAGAAAAACCUGAAGAAAUUGUACAAUCUGAAGAUGAGGAUGAUAGUGCAGUAGCUUUUAAGAAAGCUGGAUCUGAAGCAAGUGAACCAGAUAUAUCUAAAUUUAAGAAAAGUGUAGUUGACGGCGAAGAUGGCAGCGAAAGCGAGUCCGAUUGGGGCAGUUCUUCGGAUAGCGAAAGCACUAGCAGCGAGGAUGAAGGCCAAUAUCAAAAUAUACGUGAACGAUUUAUUAAAAGAGCCGCGGAUAAAGAAGACGAAGAAGAUAAAGUAAAACGAAAGGAACAACGAAAGGAACGUAAAGAAAAAGAGAGGAAAAAGAAGAAAGACGAGGAUGAUGGAGAAGGCGAAUGGGAAACGGUUAAAGGCGGAGUAGCUAUUCCAUCCGAGAAACCGAAAAUGUUUGCAAAGGAUGCUGAAAUUAAUGUAGCUGCUGUACUAAAAAAACUUUCGGAAAUUAUCGCAGCUCGCGGUAAAAAACGUACAGAUAGACGGGAACAAAUCGAAUUAUUGCAUGAAUUACAAUCCAUAGCCGACGCGCACAAUCUUGGACCAGCUGUAGCAGUAAAGAUUAAAUUUUCCAUUGUAUCUUCUAUUUUCGAUUACAAUCCUAAAGUAUCAGACGCGAUGAAGCCCGAGUAUUGGUCAAAGAUAUUAGAACGUAUAAUGGAAAUGCUUUAUAUGCUUUUGAGCACUAAAGAUAUGAUAAUUGCUGAAGUCAUUUCCGAGGAAACUGAGGAAUAUGAAACUCCCCCGUAUAAAAUACACGGAUGUGUGUUAACUUUAGUAGAACGAUUGGAUGAAGAAUUUACGAAGUUACUAAAAGAAUGUGAUCCACACAGUAAUGAAUAUGUUGAAAGAUUGAAAGAUGAGAAACAAGUAUCUGCUAUAAUAGACAAAGUUCAAGAGUAUUUAGAAGGGCAAGGAACUGUUUCAGAACUUUGCCGCGUAUACCUGCGUAAAAUUGAACAUUUAUAUUAUAAAUUUGAUCCUAACGUUCUUAAACAGAAAGAGGGAGAGCUUCCGCCAGAUGUUGUAACGUCUGUACAGGUUAUGGAAAAACUGUGUAAAUACGUUUAUGCGCACGAUGGGACAGAUAGACUUCGAACUCGUGCGAUUCUUUCCCACAUUUAUCAUCAUGCUCUUCACGAUAAUUGGUUUCAAGCGCGUGAUUUAAUUUUAAUGUCUCAUUUACAGGAGACUAUUCAGCAUUCCGAUCCAGCUACGCAAAUUUUGUAUAACAGAACUAUUGCUCACUUGGGCUUAUGUGCAUUCCGUCACGCAAAUAUUAAAGACGCGCACAAUUGUUUGGUUGAUUUAAUGGUAACCGGCAAAGUAAAAGAACUUUUGGCACAGGGGCUUCUUCCGCAAAGACAGCACGAACGUAGCAAAGAACAAGAAAAAAUUGAGAAACAACGACAAAUGCCAUUUCACAUGCACAUAAACUUGGAACUUCUUGAAUGUGUUUAUUUAGUUUCUGCAAUGCUCAUUGAAAUUCCAUAUAUGGCUGCACACGAGUUCGACGCAAGAAGAAGAAUGAUUUCAAAAACUUUUUAUCAACAGUUAAGAUCCAGCGAGCGUCAAUCGCUAGUUGGUCCCCCGGAAUCUAUGCGUGAACACGUUGUGGCAGCGGCAAAAGCAAUGCGUAAUGGAAAUUGGUUAGCUUGCAAUAACUUUAUUAUCAACGAAAAGAUGAACGCCAAAGUUUGGGACCUCUUUUACCAAGCGGAUAAAGUUCGUGAUAUGCUUACGAGAUUAAUUAAAGAAGAAGCACUAAGAACAUAUCUGUUUACGUAUUCGCACGUCUACGAUUCAAUUUCAAUGCCAAAAUUAGCAGAAAUGUUUCAACUGAAACGACCGGUUGUUCAUUCCAUUAUCAGUAAAAUGAUUAUCAAUGAGGAGUUAAUGGCAUCUUUAGACGAUCCAACAGAAACUGUUGUAAUGCAUCGUAGUGAACCAAGCCGCUUGCAAUCCUUAGCGUUACAGCUUACCGACAAAGUUAACAACUUUGUCGAUUCCAACGAACGUAUUUUCGAAAUGAAACAAGGAAAUUUCUUUUCAAGAGGAAAUCAAGGAAACUUCCGAGAUAGACAAAAUUAUAAUCGACAAGGACAAGAUUGGGGUCGUCAAAGACGCGAUCGUGACAGAGAUCGUAAUCGGGAAGAGAAUCGAAAUUAUUAAAUUAGAAUCAAAUAUUAAAUGUUAUUUAUUUGGGUGUUUAACAUUGGAUUAUUAUUGCGCCGUGUAUGCACUCGUGUAAAUAACAUUGAGAAUAACAGUAUAAAAAAGUAACUGUAUAUUGUUUCAGUGUAUUGUUGAAACAACCAUACUUCCACAGUUGUGGUUUUUUACAUAUAAAAUAUUCUAUUUAUCAUA
Molecule: messenger RNA, 2997 nt
Organism: Megachile rotundata (alfalfa leafcutting bee)
Lineage: Eukaryota; Metazoa; Arthropoda; Insecta; Hymenoptera; Megachilidae
Gene: eIF3c
Product: eukaryotic translation initiation factor 3 subunit C
Biological process (GO): translational initiation
Cellular component (GO): eukaryotic translation initiation factor 3 complex
Molecular function (GO): translation initiation factor activity; translation initiation factor binding; RNA binding
Source: RefSeq, a predicted model, not a curated record